UAUUCAGGUCACCUGGGACAGGCCACAACAGAGGUGGCUCCUUCCAGCUUACUUCAAUGCAGGGAGGAUGAGGUUUUUUUUUUAUGGAAGCGCCUGGCACUAAGGAGGGUCUGCUGCAUGCUAAGCAAGCUGGAAUACAAUUCAGUAAGGUGGAAACUGAUGCUGAGGUUCUUGUUCUAUUGUUUACCAACAAAUUGUAGCAAUGGAGAAUGCUAAAUUUAGUGAGGAAUUGAUUUUUUUUAUUAUUGGAAUCUGUUGUUAGCUAAUGAGGUUAAUCAUGUCUUUAGGGAAGGCAAUAACUAUGUCAAUCGGGGAGGACCUUUAUAUAGAGCUUUCUUAAUUUAAUUUUCUCUUUUUUUGGGGAAAAGAAAAACAAAUUUGCAGUAUAAAAUUAACAGUAAUUUUGUGCGGCCACCACGAUCUUGGAUCCUUGGAGGAAGUAUGGAGAACAAAGGAGGAGAUGGAGAAGUAAGUGCACGAGGACCAGGUAGGGUGACCAGCAAUGGAGUCCGCCGCAUCCUGCUUGCGGCAAACUAUACGGCUCUCUUCCUAGGCACACUCGCUUCCAGCCUCCUCUCUCGCUUCUACUUCGUGCAUGGCGGCUCCAGCCGGUGGGUCUCCACCUUGGUCCAGAGUGCCGGCUUCCCGCUCCUCCUCCCCCUCAUUUACUUCUCCCCUCGUCCACCCCGCACCGCCUUCACCCCUCGCCUCGUCCUGUAUUGCGUCCUCAUCGGCCUCUUCCUCGGUGUCAACAACUUAUUCAUCUCCUGGGGCGUCUCCUACCUCCCGGUGUCCACCUCCUCGCUCAUCCUCUCCUCCCAACUCGCCAUCAAUCUCCUCCUCUCUGUUGUUCUCGUCCGUCAGCCGCUCUACUUCACCAACUUGAACUGCGUGCUCCUCCUUACGCUUAGUUCCAUCCUCCUCGCCCUCAACCACAGUCACGAGCGGCCCUCGGGCGUCACCUCCUCGCAGUACAUUAUCGGGGUCCUCACCACCCUCGGCGCCGCCGUCAUGUUCGCGGUGUACCUCCCCAUCGCACAGAUCGUGUACCGAGGGGUGACCGCGUUCCGGACGGUGAUGGAAAUGCAGGUGGUGAUGGAGGCGGUGGCGACCGGGUUCGCGCUGGUGGGAAUGGCGGCGACAGGCGGAUUCAAGCAGAUGAAGAGAGAAGCCGCGGUGGAGUUCGACCUGGGAAGGGCUCGGUACUGGGUGAUCAUAGGCGCGACCAUAGCUAGUUGGCAGCUGUGCUUCAUGGGGACUGCGGGCAUGGUCUUCUUGACGUCCUCCCUCAACAGCGGGAUCUGCUCGACUGCGCUGCUGGUGGUGAACGUGGUGAGUGGCCUUGUGGUCUUCCACGACGAGUUCGGGGUACAAAAGGCAGUUUCAACGGUGUUGUGCGUGUGGGGGUUCGCCUCCUACUUGUACGGAGAGCACAGGAGGAAGGCGAGAGCCGAUGAAGAGGAACUGAUCGUCUGAUCGGCGCUGCAAACCCCACGAGCAAUGCGGCCGGAAAUGGUGGGGAGAUAGUUUGAAGUAACUUCCUCAGUUUACUUGGUCAAAAAAGAACGA
This is a messenger RNA of Musa acuminata AAA Group (dessert banana), 1569 nucleotides long. RefSeq names its product probable purine permease 4. Gene Ontology annotation, cellular component: membrane. Bases 442 to 1476 code for a protein of 344 amino acids. The transcript has a single exon. The record is from RefSeq and is a predicted model, not a curated record. Gene Ontology annotation, molecular function: purine nucleoside transmembrane transporter activity. Lineage: Eukaryota; Viridiplantae; Streptophyta; Magnoliopsida; Zingiberales; Musaceae.